This is a messenger RNA of Rhizopus microsporus ATCC 52813, 810 nucleotides long. RefSeq lists its product as uncharacterized. Gene Ontology annotation, molecular function: protein binding. The coding region runs from base 22 to 663 and encodes 213 amino acids. The record is from RefSeq and is a predicted model, not a curated record. The transcript is spliced from 2 exons. NCBI's taxonomy places the organism in Eukaryota, Fungi, Mucoromycota, Mucoromycetes, Mucorales, Rhizopodaceae.
CUUUCUUUCUUGUAAAUUUAAAUGAUACCAAUUUCGCCCCCUGUCACGCCAAAGACUUGUUAUGAUGAAAAAUAUGACGAUCAUCAUCACGACUCAUAUGAUCCUAUCCUGAUAGCAGAUCUCAAAACCAUCACUAAACGAUCUCGCGUCAAGUCAAUUCCUCGUCGAUCACCUUCGCCUUCUACGCGCCACUGUUUCACCAUGAACCUGUCUGAUCUUUACAGUAAAAAGAAGCCACAGCCUAAACAAACCAAGAAAUCCAAGUCGGAUACGGCCGCAUUGUACGAUGCAUUGGAUAUCACUCAGCCUGAUAAAGAAUUCUUUCAAGAUGAUCCUCAAUGGAUACCAAAUAUGGAUGCAUUUGCACAAUACCCUCAUGUUAAAGCAGUGUGGAAAGGUACUCCAUUGGAUAUCUCACAUAUGCCAUAUUACGAAUUGCUGCAUCCUGGUGAAGUAGAAGUAGCUUCCAUCCUAAGAUUAACGCCAGAACAGUACUUGAGAUGCAGAAGGGCCCUUAUCGUUGGUGCUCAACAGUUUGAUAAAUUGCAAAUGACUUUUAGAAAGUCAGAUGCCCAGAAGUGCGUACGAAUUGAUGUAAAUAAGACAAGCACACUUUGGACUGUAUUUAGUCGAUUAGGUUGGUUUAAUCCAAGACAGCACUAAGCCAAAAUAAGAUAUGUUCCCUUUUUCCCACUACCUCCUUUCCUUACCCUCUCUAUCUAUCUAUCUCUAUUUUUUCUCCCUUAUCUUUGUGUGUGUGUGUAUGUGUGGUGUACAUAAUAUAUGAUUUAUAAAACAUGUAUAUGCAAU